CCGGUCCCCCAGUCACUGUUCAACGUCCGACGAGGACAGUCGAACCCCGCGAUAACCCAUUCACAAUUCAUCAAUAUUCCCCUCCCCCGGAGACCACUGGGCAUCGAUAAUUUCCGUGAUAGUCGAUGUGAGACCGCGAGAAGAAAAAAAAUCGCGAAGAUAGCGAUUGUCCUCCCUCCCUAAAAUUCGGAGGCUUCGGAGUUUGUAUUUUGCCGCCAUGGACGUCAAGUGCAAUCGGCGCGGCUCCUUCCGGUCUGCCGAACCUCUGGACGGCCUCGCCUGAUCCCCCUCCCCUGUCCCUCUAUCAUCCUCCCUCGAUCCCUCCGCCACCCUCCCGCCCCCCGAUCCUGCUCCUAGGCCGUAGCGCCAGGAUACCGGACACAAUUCUGAGUGGAUGUAAAUAAAGAGGGCCUGGACACUGUGAAGUAUCAUCACCGUCUGGUCUCUCUAUAACUGGUAUUGACGUCACUCCAAUGUCGACCCUGGUGUGCUGUGAGCCGGUGUCCGCGGGACGUCCCCGGGACAACCUAAAGCUCGCACUCAAUCGUAGUCUGAGUGAGCCCGGACCAGCGUGCGAUCGUUUCAUCCCAACAACACCCACAUCUCCAACAUUAUCAACAAUAUCGUCGGAGUGUAGUAAUCAGGAUGGUUGUUCCACAAGUGCAAGUGGCGGUAGCACAAACAGCAUAGACAUCGGUGACAGCGAUCAUCUUCUGCAUCAUUAUCACUUUCAUUAUCAUCAUUAUCAUCGUCAGAGCAGCCUCUUCACGGCUUCAUCAUCACUUACGGCACCAAAACGCUGCAAACUGGAGACCGUAAGUCUGCCGACCAGUCCCUGCAAUGAGGGAACAACACUACAACGCCAGUUGAUCAUCAAUCAAUCAAGAACUAUCGAUCCUGAUGAACUUGCACGACGGCUUCAGAUGCAGCCUGACAGCAUUGUUCUUCUUGACUGUCGGCCCUUCAUUGUUUACAAUGUUAAUCACGUGAGGGGAGCGAUUAAUGUUAAUUGCUCGGACAGAUUCAACCGGAGACGAUUGCAAAUGGGUAAAGCAACACUAGCCGAUCUGGCAACUGCACGGGAGGGCAAGGAUAUUUUGAGAAAACGACAUUAUAAAGAGGUUGUGCUUUAUGACGACUGUACCGCCGAUUUGGAACAUCUACCUGUGCAACAUCCGCUCUUCUUGGUUAUCACUGCACUCGUGGAAGACCACCGAGAACCCACGCUUCUUAUUGGAGGCCACAAGGAAUUUCACAGAAGACACCGCGAUCUCUGCGAGGAUACGCUCCUGCCCGGGGGGAGUAGCUCCCCCCCAGCAUCAGUGAGUGGCUGCACAAGUCCGGGUCCAGGAUGUCCCGUAAUGAGCAUUGGCCAGCCCACGACACCCCAGCCAGCAGACAUCGACAAUCAUCCGGCCUCGCGGGUUCUGCCAUUUCUGUACCUGGGUAAUGGAAGGGAUGCUGCUGAUCUGCAGCUACUGCAGGCACUGGGGACCACGAGGGUCCUUAAUGUCACUUCACAACUGCCUGGAUAUCACGAAACACGGGGGAUAACCUACAGACAGAUACCCGCCACUGAUUCGGGACAUCAGAAUCUCAAGCAGUACUUCGAGGAGGCUUUUGAUUUCAUAGAGGAAGCGAGGAAAGCUGGCAGCAGCGUGUUAGUCCACUGCCAGGCCGGAGUGUCCCGUAGUGCAACUAUCGCCAUUGCCUACAUAAUGCGACACAAAGGCCUCUCCAUGGUAGAUGCCUAUAAAUUAGUCAAGAACGCCCGCCCCAUCAUCAGUCCUAAUCUCAACUUCAUGGGGCAGCUCCUGGAGUUGGAGCAGGGCCUGAAAGCAACCACCGAGGAGUCUGGCGAUCCCGAGGAACCCACGACCUACCACCCCUGUAGAUGGAGUCAUCCUCAGGCAAAUGACAAGGUCACCUCGGGCUGCAGUGUCUGAGGAAAACCCCUCCCCAGCGAUUGCUGGUCGAACUACAUAUCCUUAAACGUGUCUUUUAAUUCUUCUCGUUGAUUCCCCACAACAAAAAUACCAUCACUGAUUUUCCAAUGAAGGAUUCAAAUCACCUCGAGCUAAUGUGCCUUCGAGCUAAGGCUGAUCUACCCAUGAAACAAUAAUGAUAAAUCAUGAGAAACAUUCGCCAAUGACAUAAUGGAAAUCAGUAGUUCAGGGAAUGAAAAAUGUAACGAUUAAAGUGAGAUGAAAACACGUUUGUCUAGGUGUUUUCAAAAAUAAUAAUUUAUACCUCGACGAAUUAAAGACUAUUGAGAUGCUGAUGUAACGGAUAAUGGAUGAAUAUCGAACUGUUGACGAGUGUUGUACUUAUACCGGGUGUCAGGUAGUUGAGAGGGAGAGAGAGUGAACAACCGCAAGAAUGUACCUAAAAGAGAAAUUACAGGGAUGAGAGAUCGUCCUGUGGAGUUGAAUAAUUAAUGUAGUUUUCGAAGGAUUAAUAUAUCGUUAAUGGUUUAGUCUUAGUCUACAAGCUCUUCCCCUCCCCCGAGUGAGAGAUCUCGGGAGUGAAAACCAAAUACUGAAGUCUGGGAAAAAUUUUGGGACAUAAUUUCUCAGUCGAAAGAGGACGGGAAAAUAUCAAUGAACGCUUAACAAAUUCGUUCACUCCAUAGGAAUUUUAUGGAACAGCUAGAGGGUCGUCUGGAGAGCAUAAAUAAUUUGAAUCGACCUUUCUAAACACGAGGUGGAGGUGCCUGAAACCCAAUCACGAUGAUGACAUGAUAUCUGGGACCAUCUCGUAUUUGUGGACAUUUCUUAGAAUUAUUUGGGCCCUUUAAAUUGUCUCCAGGUUGUUUCAUCCGAUUCCUUAAAUAGGAAUGAUCUAUUUCCUCCAACUCAGUAUUUUUUUUUUUACUCCUAAAUACUCUUAAUUAUCUUCUUGUUUUAUUAGCAUUUAAGGGUCCACGUGGAUUCACUAAAAACCAUCGUGAUCUAGUCGUUUGUUGGGAUGAAUGGGAGAAUUAACACCUGGAUUGACCGAGGGGAAUAAUUAUUAGUGUUUAUGAAGCUUAAACUAGUGGAUGAUUCGCCAGUGGAAUAUUGGAUUCAAUCUCUAGUUCAAGAGUUGGUAAAUAUUGUCAACUCUUUGGGGCUCUAAAAAGAAAUUCUCACGUUUGCCCUCAUAAAUCCCCUACAGUCAGUGUUUUACUGUCAAAUAUUCCUCUAGUUGGAGCUUCAUUCAGUGUUUUUAAUGCCUCGAGUGGAAUCUUAAAAAUCGAGCGUGAGAGAUGAUUGAUUUUAGUGCGUCGUAAAUGUCAAUUUUCUUUAUAAUAAAAGGUCAUGUUUAUUUAAAUCGCAGUAUUCAGUUGAGUUUAAUGGGAGAAUAUGUACAUUUAUACCAAAAAUAUAUGGAUCUAGCGAUGUUACUCGAGGCUAUUGGGAAUUUCUUAGUUUAACGGUAUAUUUUGAACACACGAGACUUAUUUCUAGGUGUAUUUGUUUCUCAGUGGAGAGAGUUCUCGUAGAUAAUGAUUAUUGAUAGAAUAGGGGUGAAGGUGAGAAUGGCCUAUGUUUAUGUAGAGUCGAAUUUACCCUCGACUGAGUGACAAUAAGUGAUAGAUUGGCGAGGAAUGUGGGACAAUUUUAUUGUUUAUGUUCCUCUUUUGGUUCUUGUAAUGAGUACAUAUCAGACUGGACGUCGCCUUUCACUCGUGAUUUAUUGAAGAGGAGUUUUCAUUGAUGUUCUACCGUACCACUCGCUAUUUUCAACUGCUUUUUUUUUAAAUGCUGAUUGUCUAUGGUUGUAUGAUGAGAAUGGAAAUUGUGUAAAUAAAGGAAGGAUUUGUGGUAA
Diachasmimorpha longicaudata is the source of this 3810-nucleotide messenger RNA. It is a transcript of the gene Puc, whose product is annotated as puckered. The transcript has 4 exons. The record is from RefSeq and is a predicted model, not a curated record. Bases 474 to 1946 code for a protein of 490 amino acids. Gene Ontology annotation, biological process: protein dephosphorylation; negative regulation of MAPK cascade. NCBI's taxonomy places the organism in Eukaryota, Metazoa, Arthropoda, Insecta, Hymenoptera, Braconidae. Gene Ontology annotation, cellular component: cytoplasm. Gene Ontology annotation, molecular function: MAP kinase tyrosine/serine/threonine phosphatase activity; protein tyrosine/threonine phosphatase activity; MAP kinase tyrosine phosphatase activity.